Didymodactylos carnosus is the source of this 2455-nucleotide messenger RNA. Lineage: Eukaryota; Metazoa; Rotifera; Eurotatoria; Philodinida; Philodinidae. The record is from the annotation of a GenBank genome assembly.
AUGCAGGCACGCUUGUCAGUUGAGGGUGUCUUCCUUGUACUCAAGUUAUUUUUGCAAUAGAUAAAUGCAAGACAGUAGACAAAUAUAUAGGACGAUAGAGAAUUUCCAGCGCGAUCAGAAUAUACUUAGAGCUGAUCAAAAGUUUUGAUCACGGUGUGAGAAGGGGAGGGCGGAAUCACCGUUCCACGAACUUUUGAUCAACCCUAAGUAAUUUUGUUAAAUUUGCCUAAUAUAUUUCAUGACUAAUAUUUGUUUUUCUAAUAAUGGAGCAAUAGUCAUUUUUUAACUUUUUCUAACAAUUAUGCACUAUCAAGAUAAAUACUGUUUAACAGAAAUGUUGAGAUAUAAAUUCAUUUUCGGCUAUAAGCGUAUUUCUGUGAAAUAUGAAUGAUAGUUUUAUAAUGAUCAACAAAAUCUACCAAAAUCAUUAUUUUCUGUUCUUUUCAAAAUAUGAAUUUCUAAUAUAGAAGAACAGUUCUUCGUUCUUCCUAGAAAUAUUGUCUAUUAAGAGGAUAAACUGCUAGAAUCGAUAAAGAUCAUAGAGGUAAACACUACUUUUUAGAAAGGACUUGAUUCAAACGACAAUUGACAGAAGCUUUUUUCUUCAGAAUACAAGCGGAAAAAUAUUUCAUUAUAGCAGAGCUGGACAAGUCACAAGUCAAGUGAAGUCACAAAUAAAAAUUUCAAGUCAAGUCAAGUUAUCCCUUGACAUUUUUUCUCCCAAGUCAAGCCAAGUCAAAUCUGGUUAAAGUUAGGCAGAACAUAAAAUUUGCUAGCACCUUUUGGAUGAGAGAGAGUUUUUAUACUCUCUUUCAUGGAAGAAAAAGUCUAAUUUAAACGAAAAUCUCUUACUAGAAAUGACUUGAAAAAAAUUUCUCAAUUCCAGUCAAGUCAUACACCCAGAAAAUUUUUGACCAAAAUUUUUGACUUGACAUGCCUAGCUCUACAUUAUAGUAUUCUAAACUGAAACUAUCAAAAAAAAAAACUCAUCAAAACUAACAAAAUUAUUUCUGUAAAAUUCUAAUUGUUUUCUAUGAAUUGUUUUAGGUGUCGUGUUUCUCAUUAUUUUUCUAUUCAAUCAAUUCAAAUGUCAAUUUUGACAUUAACAAAUUAUCAUUUAAAUAUUAGUCAUGAGCCAAUUAGUCGUUCAAUGCGUGAACUUGAUAUUAAUGUUAUCGUAACACAAACAUUUGAUUCAGAUGAAAAUGAUCAAUUUCUCGUUGAUUUAGCUACAAUUGAAUUUUUAAUUGAUCAAAAUCGUCUCUAUCAAUCACAUAAUAAUUCUUUCGUUAAUUUAACAAUUGAUUGGUUUGUUAUUUUACCAUCAUCUACAAAUGAUUCAUUAUUGAAUGAGACUCAAAAUGAUGUGCUCCUAUUUCGUGUACCUAUAAAUGUACGAAUUGAUGAUAUACAAACAAUUGUGGCUAUCACGGAUACUACACUAGCAUUUAAUACCGCUAUAUUAUCAGCAACAACUGUUCAGUAUCCUUUACGAAUAUUAAGUGUAAAUUAUUCCGGUUUUAUUGAUGAUCAAAUUCAAGCAAUAUGUCAUACAGAUUCUCCACAUCUUCUGCAAGUUGAUCAAUAUUGUACAAAUUAUUAUUUUUCUGGUCAUGAAAGAGGUUGGAGUGGUAUGAGUACUAGUUCAAAAAUUAUCUAUAAAUAUGGAAAAUAUUUACGUUAUUUGGAUAUUCGUGUCUAUAUGCCAGAUAAACCGUUACGAUUAGAAUUAAGUGAUCAAAUUUUAAGUAGAAUACAUGGAUGGUUUGUGAAAGAUAGAGGAUUAAAUUUAAAAGAAAUUCAAUUUGAGAAAGAAAAACGACGACAUCAAAUUAAAAAUAAAUAUAAUAAUAUUGAUGUUAUUGACGAUGAUGAUGAUGAUGAUGAUGAUGAGAAUACACGUUGUUAUGCUGUUUAUCAGCAAGCAAUGGUUGAUGUGUAUACAAAAUUUUAUACAAUGAAUGAUGAUGGCAAUCGUGGAUAUCUUUUCAAUAAUUUAGAUGUACAGAUAACAUCGUUUGUUCGUCUUCAUAUGGAAACAGACGAUAAUCAAAUUGCGAUGAUCAAAGAUGGAAAAGUGAUUGGUGUUGGACCGGGAAAAACAAAUGUCAAAGUAUGUACCACGUUGAAACUCUUGUAUAGAAUACGGUACUGGAGAAAAUUAUAGAGCCACUGUAUUUUUGAAAUUUUUCGAUGAAGCCGAAUGGCUAGAUCAAAUCUGAAUAGUGAUUUGGAUAGCCCUGAAGUUCUCUAUCAAAUGAAGUAUGCGUUAAAAUUCCAGAAAAAAGAUUUUGAAGAAAGUUUUCUAGAAAAACCCUCUAGCGGAGCUCUAAGUCCUAGAGAAUUUUGCUAAAAAUAUUUUCCAUAUAGCCACCUAAAAGAGCAUAAAAUUCUGAAAAAAAAUGAAGCGUGGGCCAGCGCCGCCGGGGUUUUUGGGGGGUAGAUUUACGGCGGG